Molecule: messenger RNA, 3956 nt
Organism: Osmerus eperlanus (European smelt)
Lineage: Eukaryota; Metazoa; Chordata; Actinopteri; Osmeriformes; Osmeridae
Gene: tmem163a
Product: transmembrane protein 163a
Exons: 8
Coding region: 456-1304 (282 amino acids)
Cellular component (GO): synaptic vesicle membrane
Molecular function (GO): zinc ion binding
Source: RefSeq, a predicted model, not a curated record
ACAAAAGAAAGAAAUGGUGGACAUAAUUGUCAAGUUUGAAUAUGAUGUAAGUGAUUUUCAGAAUCAGAAUAGAAUUAAAUGAAAACAUUCUGCUAAAGGCCUAUGAUGCGCGAGACGGCAAGAGUGUAAAGGGAGGGGGGACUAGUGCCACCGCCUCCCAUUGACUAAAACAUCGUAUCGCAGUUUGAAUCUCUCAAUUAUCAACAGUAGUGAAGUGAAACAAAUCAAAGUGGUCUCAAAAGCUGCUACUCCUGCAACCCAUUCCGUACUAGUAGAGAGCUGUCAUCGGAAAAGGAGGUCUGCUGCGGAUGCUGGUGAGAUAACGUUGAUCUAAAUCUCCUUGCCUCCCUUCUGCGAGAGUCAACAACGGUGGCAUUCGCGCCCUGGAUGGCUGGCUUUGGCACUCCGUUGUGACAUUUAUUUUCCGAGGAUACUGACCUAAAAACUAAACUACAAUGACCGACCCAGCGGCUCAAGACUAUCCGGUCCCGGACCUCACAAUUGUAGAUCCCUCAGCUGUGCGAAACGGCCAGUGCGCUCCAGAUGGCAAUCUAUCCAAAAGACCGAGUCAAGCCGAUCCUUUUGGUAUGGACCGGGACCAAGAGAUGAAAAUCACCGACAGUGUUGAGGGUCAAGGUCUGCUGGAGAGCAGCAUGAGGCUGAAGCCCCACGAGGCCCAGAGCUACAGGAAGAAGGCCCUGUGGGUGUCCUGGGUCUCCAUCGUGGUCACCCUCAUCCUGGCAGUGGCAGCUUUCACUGUUUCAUUCAUGAGACACAGCGCGUCAGCCUUCGGAUUUGCUUUUGACGCUUCACUGGACGUGCUCUCAUCUAUAAUCGUGCUGUGGCGCUAUAGCAAUGCAGCUGCUGUGCAUUCCGCCCAUAGAGAAUACAUAGCAUGUGUGAUUCUUGGCGUGGUGUUCAUCCUCUCUUCCUUCUGCAUUCUGGGGAAGGCCAUUCAUGACCUGGCCACCAAACUACUUCCUGAAGUGGAUGACUUCCUCUUCAGUGUAUCUAUUGUCAGUGGGAUCUUAUGUAUUAUCCUCGCAGGGCUCAAGUUCAUGCUGGGAAGAGUGCUGACCAGUAGAGCACUUAUUACUGAUGGUUUUAACUCCAUGGUGGGAGGCACCAUGGGCUUCUCCAUCCUGGUCAGCGCUGAGGUCUUCCGACACCACCCCAACAUCUGGUACCUAGACGGCACCUUUGGAGUCCUCAUAGGACUGAUCAUCCUGGCCUACGGAGUCAAACUGCUGGUGGACAUGGUUCCACGUUUCAGACAGACCAGGAACUACGAACGCUUCGAGUGAUUCACACGACAGACGGGGAAGAUUGUCACCUGCACUCCUCUCGUCACACUGUCCUCCUGUCUUGCGCACACACACACACACACACAGUACAGGAAACAUACACACUCAGAUACACAGAGUACAGUACACACUUGAACACACAUGCAGCACACACACACACACAUACAGUACACACUCAAACACACUAACAAACACACAGACAAAGCACAAGCACACUCAUGCCUGGAGAGACUUGGAGGGCAAAUGUAAGGAACUACGUUUUUCUUGGUCCAUCUACUGUAAAAGCCAGCAAGUGAAAUCAAGCUUCCUCACCCCCCCCCCCCCCCCCAUCUGCUACUAUUUCUCCCCUCUCAACGUCUUCUGUCCAUCACAGCCACUGGAGAGAUCUCUGGAAGAGAGGGUGGAAGUGGAUGUAGAGAAAGAUGAGGUUGGAUGAUGAGUGAGUCACUGUUGGGGAUUGUUCCACACCCCUGCUGUUUAUAUAAAAAGCCUUUUGAUAUGAAGCUCAUUUGGUUCCCUCCAAAUUACAGAGAAAUUUGUGAUUUUUCUUCUAUGUGUCAUGAUAGAGAAUCCUGUGAUGAGAUCGUAACAACCCCAGCCUUGCUGGGUCAUUCAGUAAGGAGCCUUUCCAAAGAGUUAGUUCUCCUGGGACUGUGCUGGACUCAGCCCCUCUCAGAGGCUACAGGCCAAAGCUUCCAGUGCCAGACAUGUGGAAUAUCAGUUAUUUAUCAAUAUGUUUUGUUUAUUUGUUUACAAAGAUUUAUUUACAUCUUGUUUGAUAUGUUUACAGCACAGAGAUGAGGUACAUGAAUAUUGCUAUCCUGCGAUUUUUUCAACUAUAUUAAGAUACACAGUUUUUGGUUAGGCUAAUCUGUCUAGUGUACACACAAAGAAAUGUCAGUACAACAAUGACCUGACAUGCUUUUUUGAUUGAUUGAGUCAUGGCAGAUAUUUGUCCUGAAAAUCUGUUUUAUAAAUAUUUACCUUGGUAGUGUCUGGCUGCUACGCACAAACAGUCUUUAACAAGUCUUCGCAAGCACAACCACCCUGGCGUACUGUGCAGCACAUACCUUUGACUGCCCUGGUACCUGGAAGCAGAAUCAGCCCUCAAGUCAGACCAUUUAGAUCUUUCCCUCCAGUACUGUUUGCUUGCAUUUACUUUGAUGAAUAUGAAGCAGAAUCAGACAAUUUAAUUGUUUCCAAAUGUUGGUGUACAUAUAGGACAUAUACAUGUGUUUGAUAGACAGUAACAGUAGGUACAGUAGAGGCAGUCAUACAGUAGGUAGUGUGUACAGUACUGUCUAAAUGUGACUGGUUAAAAGCUUGUCAAUGUAGAAUUAGUUGAGAACUGGUAGCAAUGGUCAAAGUUACAGAUUCAAUAUUUCUAGUGUUGUUUGCUCUAAACAUAGAUUAUUAGAUUAUAUUGUCAUUUCUAUCCUUAAAUCUUUACACUGUAAGCAAAUCUCUUUUUUGAGUUGACGCACUGUAAAAUGAGUAACCUUUGAGAGUUUGUUUAUCUUAGAGAACCAGGAGUGUGAUUUGAUCACACUUCACUUUUCUCUACUCACCAACAGCACACAGAUUUGUACUGGUCCCUCCUGCCCAAACAAGACAAUCAUACAAGUGUAAACAGACAUCCAAUUAUAAGCACAUCUUUGACAUGCAAACUGUCAAUCUAGGCAGGGGGUCAGUUGCUAGGUAGUAGGUAGGGAUAUUUAUAACUAUAGAAAGAUUAGCAUGCUUUCUAUAAUAUGCCCAAAUGUUAUUGAACUAAUGUGUUUAAUCAAUUCAAAUUGAACUGUUGAUGAAAAAUGAAAUAUCACAUUUUGUCACUACCAUUCUAUUGAAAUUGGCACACUUCAGUGCAGAGUGCUGUUGCCAUGAAACAGGGGUCAGUGUGUGUGAAGACCCUCUCUAUGGAGUAAAAUCUGUAUAUUUUCAGCUGAACAUACUGUAGCUGUGAAAUUCACUGGUGUUAGAAGAAAUAUGUAUAUGGUGGAUAUCUCAUGUUUUAUUACGCCACUGAAUGACUGUGUUUCUCUGGAAUGUCACUAGAUGGCAGUGUUCCCAAAUGUAACUCUUUUCGCUCAGUGUACUUGUAAAACCACAUUUCAAAACUUGUUAAGGUAUUCUUACUUGAUGAAUACACUGGCCUACGUAUUAUACCUCACAAAGGCUUUGGAUUGAAGACAGACAGGGACACAUGAAAACAUAUGCGCUGUAAAGUAGGUGGGCAUAGACAGACACACCUGAUGACCUCACACAGUGCAGUGUCUUUGUGAGUAAACAUAGUACAAACUUUUUACUAGUCAUUACAUGAAAUUCUAUGAUAGCAAUGCUAACCUUUUUCAAUGCUUAGCUUUGCAUGGGCUGGCAGACCCAGACCUAAUACAAACUUUACAGCUUCCCAGAGCUUCUCCAAGAUGCAUUCACACAUAUACUUUCAAACUAUCUCUAUCUUCACACACACAUUGACACUUAAGAUAUACAAUAAGUCUCUGAACAACUUGAAAGUAGAACUAUUUGUGUGAUUGUAAAUAAUAAAAUUAUAUUACAAAUGAGGUAAAACUAGGUUAAUUUAUGUAUGACAGUGUGGAAGCUUCUUGUCAUUAAAGCAACGUUUAUUGAGUAAUAAAGAUAUAUCCUGCUUAA